Messenger RNA from Malaclemys terrapin pileata, 8278 nucleotides. RefSeq names its product ankyrin repeat domain-containing protein 40-like. The transcript is spliced from 5 exons. The coding region runs from base 208 to 1302 and encodes 364 amino acids. Gene Ontology annotation, molecular function: protein binding. The record is from RefSeq and is a predicted model, not a curated record. Lineage: Eukaryota; Metazoa; Chordata; Testudines; Emydidae.
CGUUGGAGAUCCGCGUUCCGCCCCCAGGCGGGCCCGAGGCGCUGGGCCGGGCUAGGAACGAAAGGGCCGGGCGCGGGGUGCCACUGAGAAUAGGGCCCCUCCGAGGAGCGCUCCGGAGCGGCUGCCGGGCAGUGCCAUCCCGGGGGGCGGGAAGGGCUCUGGGGCCGGGCGGCGGCCAGGCCAGGCCUGGUCCCCACCGGGAGGGCGAUGAGCGGCCCCCUGGAGGAGAGGGAGCUGCAGGAGAGGCUGCGGGAAGCGGCCGCUCUGGGGGACCUGGAGGAGGUUCGGCGCCUGCUGCAGAGCGGGGCGGACGUCAACUCCCCCAAUGAGAUCAACGGCUGGACUUGUUUGCACUGGGCAUGCAAACGGAAUCAUGCUGAAGUGGUCUCUUGCCUGAUUGAUGCUGGUGCUGAUAAGGAGAUUCUCACAGCUAAAGGAGAACUGGCAGCCCAGUUAACGUCAAAGAAAGAAAUCAGGAAGAUUAUGGGAGUGGAGGAAAAUGAAUUUAAAGAAGUGGAAGACUUAAAUUUGCCAAUUGUUGCAAACUAUUUGGCCAAUCCACCCUUCCCUUAUGUUUACACUAAAGAAAGCAACAGCAUUCCAUCCAUCUCAACAGCAUUCCAGAAUGAAAGCACUUCCGUCUCUUUUGUUUCUCUGUGUGAAACCAGUUCUUGUUCAUCAGCAACUCAGGUUGAAAGCAUAUGCACACCCACGUCAUCACACAGCGAAGAUGAUUUUCCUGUGGUACACUCUAAGGAAGGCCAGCCCACCCCAUCAGCAGCCAUCAUGGUGCCAGAAUAUCCAAAACCUAGAGUCCAGAAUGGCUCCAUUUGUCAGCCAUCCAUGUCUCAUAAUAGAGGCCUCUUUUCUCCAGUAGCAUCUAAACAGCCUGUACCUCAGCAACACAAUGGCUCUCAUACUGGGGCUGCACCAACAUUUCAGCCACUUUUCUUCACCGGAACUUUUCCAUAUAAUAUGCAAGAAUUGGUGCUUAAGGUAAGAAUUCAGAACCUUAGGGAAAAUGACUUCAUUGAGAUUGAAUUAGACAGACAAGAACUGACCUAUCAGGAUCUACUCAGAGUCAGUUGCUGUGAAUUGGGUGUUAAUCAAGAACAAGUGGAGAAGAUUAGAAAGUUACCGAAUACAUUGGUCAGAAAGGACAAAGAUGUUGCAAGACUUCAGGAUUUUCAAGAACUGGAGCUGGUUCUAAUGAAAAGUGACAACUCUCCUUUUAGAAAUGCUGCAUCAACACUGACUGAGAGGUCUUGCUACAAUAGUAAAGCAUCAAAGCUGACUUACUGAACUUUCUAGAAUGUGAGAAUUAUAUGCUGCUGUCUUCUGAAGCAGUGGAUUAAUUGUGUGUGAAACCUUAAGUUAUUGUUAGGGUUAAUAUUUUAACUAAUAAUAGUAUAUCUUUGAUAUUUAUUAUCCCCUUUGCUUUUUUUUAACUUAAUAUUGUAUUCAGAUAAAGGGUACCUCAUUUGUCUAUUAAGCCGACAUGCUUCAGAUACAAGUUAAUGAAGUUUAUUGGUUAUAUUUGGCAUAAGAAGACAGCUGGUCAACUGUUGGCAUGAAAAGUAAAGACUUCUAGAAAAAUCAGGCACAGUUAGAUAUCUAUAUAUUUUUUGCAUAAAUUAUAAAUUUAGGCUUCUGGCGCUUGUGGCCCCCUGAAAAUGUAAAUACUGCCCUUAUUUCUCAGACUCCUCAAGGUGCAGUCUCUCUCUGCUGUCACCAGUACCUGGCUCACUGAGUCUCUUACAACUGCCCUAAGUAUGAAGUAGCAUGCCAUGCUGUCUUCUAGAGCACUGGUAUUUACUGCUCCAAACAGUCCAUAGAACACCCACUGUAACAACCACAAAGGGACAGCUUGCUAAAAUCAGGUUCCCAGAUGUCAAACUGCCAUUGAUGUUUAGUAAACACCUUCAUUUUUCUUCCCCAAACUAAUAGAUGACCCAACUGAACAAAAUGGGAUAACUUUUAAUAUUUUGUUCUUAAAACACUGAUUUUUUAAAAAGUUGAACAAGUGUAUUAGAUCAUCAAAACAAAUGAAAGUUACAUAUAUGGUUGUGCUUAAAAGGAAACAGCCCAUGUUUGACUGUAUAUUUACAUUAUUUUUGUGGGUGUCAAUUGCUUUUAAAAACCUAUAUACUUCUAAAAGAAUUCAUUCCCUAACACUUGUCCACCUGGCAAGCAUUAAUUACUCCCUAUGAUUCUAGUAGUGCUUUAAUGGGUUUUUUUUUAAAUAUCUUCUAGGAACUAGCCUCAUUGAUGCUAAUAGUUCAGGGAAUUUGGGUUAAAUUCAGCAUCCUGUGCACUAGGAGCACAAUACUAGAAAAUAUUUGUUGUUGAGAAGUGGAAGUAUCAACUCCAGAGGAGACAGUCUGCUCUUGCUUAGCCAAACCCAAUUAAGGGAACAUGUGAAUGGAAAUAGAGGCAUCAUCAGAAGCAAUUAACAUACACACUUGGAGCUGUUUUUAAAUUGAUUCUGUAUGACACAUUCUUCCCACAACUGUUGCAUUACGUUGCACGAGCUAGUGUCACUUAAAGUGUGUCCAAAGCUUCAGUCAAUUGAGUAAUCCAAAUAGUUUAAUGUUGCUGGAUACUUUAUAGCACUAUGUUAAAAACUUGAAUCUAAGCCUACUUGAGCUCUUAAUUUUUCAGAGCUUAUCCUGAGCAGUGUUAAUUUAAAACAUGGAUCACAUUUGCUAUCAAAUACCAUAUUUUCAAGUUGUUUUUUCUCCCAAGAAGCACUUUUGUUGCUGGAAGUACUAAUCUCCAGCAGUUCGCAAAACACUCGGCUACCCUCAGACUGAUGAAGGCUAGGCUGAUAUGCAGAAAAACUAGAAAUGGCAAUUCCAGAUUGAGUAGGCAAUCUGGCCUUUCUUAUGACUGAAACAAACACUUCCUACCCGUGUCUUUCAAUUAAAAAUGUAACCUAAUUUAUAAGCGAUCUAAUAUUGAAUCCAUCUCCAACUCUAUUUCUUUAUUAAGCUAUACUAGAGCAGCUGCCUUCAAAUAGCUUCUUCCUGCACUACUACCCCAAGAAGAUCUUGAUACAACAGUAGGGAUUUUUUUUAAUGUGGAUUGCAGUGUGUAAUAUUGGAAAUGAUUUAGUGUCAUACAUUGCAUAGGGGAUAGCUUCCCCUUGCAGUAGUUGCUGCUCUUUUUGACCAACAUGUUUUCACAUGCUGUACAACUGAUGGCACACAUUGGUUUAUAUUAAGUAGACAUUUCUGAAUUUGACUAGACAAUAAUAGAACGUGGCAAAUUGUUCUGCAACAUGACAGAUAAAAUCCAAAAUAUAAAGAUGAGAAAGUUACUAACACUUUCCUUUUGAUCACUGAGAUGUUUAAUUAGUUCAAAAUUGAUUACUGCGUUCUAGGUCCUUUCCCUAUUCCAACUAACACUCCACCAAUGAAAGCCUCCAGCGAUAUGCAUCUGUGGUCUAAUCCUUCUGCCAUCUAAUCCAAUCAGCUAGUACUCUCCCCUGUUCUGUCCAUACAGUGGCUGGACAAGCACUGAAGGCCCCUACUGACAUCAGUACUUAGUCAAACCUGAUUCUCCCUGUGGUGGGGAUUUGACCUACACACUUGCCACUGUAGUGCAAGGGUUAUUUCAAAGUGAAUGCUAAACUGUUUGGAAAAAACAGUAGCUAUGUAGCUCAAAAUUAAGAGUAUUCACAGCUAGCUUUGCAGAGCCUAGGGUUUAAUGCAUGUAGGACAUUGUCACUUUUACAUAAACAAUGUAACAGAGUUGUCCAGGAACUAAUGGAAGCGAUUAAUAAGCUUUAUUUCCUCUAAUUCACAACUACUAACUGUUAACUUGAUAUGCAACACAACUUUUGCUAAAGAACUAAUGACUAAAAAUAUAGUGCUAGUAACUGAGCAAAUCUAUGCAUUCAGAGAAAUAUUUUUGUAUGUUUUAUGAAGUUUGAUAACAUUUAAAGCACACUAACUAUGGUAAUGGUGAAUUUAUUUGUGUUCAUAUAAUAAUAAAGAUGUCAGUGGGAAAAGGGUUUCAACUUCUUCCAGGGACUUUUUUUGGCCUUACCAACUUGUCUGGAAAUGACAGGGCUACGUUUAAAGCUUGCAGAUUUCUUUUAAAUUUUGUUUUUAGUCCUAAACUUCAGUUCCUAAAGGCAGCACCUCCAAAGUCAAUUAAUAAUGAGUAUUUACCAUCAAGCAUGUGAGGUCAGGUGUGAGAGCAGCUGAGGAAAGAGGCUUGCGGCUGUUUCUAAAUCUAUGCAGCUUGUCUUUAGUAUACGGUAUUAGCUAGUCAAACAGCCAGCAGCUGAGCUUCCUAGAAGGGCGGAUUUGUGCCCAAUUCAGCUAAGGGGGUGUAAAAAUGCAGAUUGCUAAACAAGUGACAUUUGCCUUUGUAAAAGAACACACAACGCUAAUGUAGAAAGAGGGUCAGGAAUGGUAAAUAAGUUGCAAAAAAAAUGGCCAGCUAAGGCUUCAAAAAUAGGAUUAAAAAGGCUUUAAGUAGCUUAACUCAGCCUCCAGGCCCUAAGAAUAGCCAUGCUGGGUCAGACUCAUGGUUCCAGUAGUCUAGUGGCCAAUGCCAGAUGCAUCGAAGAGACUGACCAGAACAGGCACUCAUUGUGUGAUCUAGCUUCUGGCAAUCAGAGGCUAAGAACAGCGAGAGCAUGGGUGUUGCCUCCUUGACCAUCUUAGUUCAUAGCCAUUGAUGGAUCUAUCUGCCAUGAACUUAUCUAGUUCUUCUUGGCCUUCACACCAUGUUCUGCUGUGCAAAGAUGUACUUCCUUUUAAACCUGCUAUUAAUUUCAUUGGGUGACACAUCCCCCAUGCUGGGUCUUGUGUUAAGUGAAGGGGUAAAUAACACUUUCUCCACACUGGUCAUGAUUAUAUAGACCUUUGUUCCAGUCUUUUAAUCUCUCCUCAUAUGGAAGCUGAGCUCAUACCUUAAUCAUUUUUGGUUCCAGCCUCUCUUUUCUAAAUUCCACAUAUCUUUGAGAUGGAGCAACCAAAACUGCAUGCAGGAUUCAGGGUGUGGACAUACCAUUGACUUCUAUAGUGGCAUCCUGCUAUUGUCUUAUUUAUUCUUUUCCUAAUGGUUCCUAAGAUUUAGCUUUUUUGACUGCUGCUGCACUUUGAGCAGAUGUUUUCAGAGAACUAGCCACAAUGACUCCACACUCUUUUUAAGUGGUAAGAGCUAAAUUAUAAUCCCAUCUAUACAUACAAAAUGAUGGGAUCGGUUUUCCAAUGUACAUUACUUAACAUGGAAUUUCACCAGCCAUGUUGUUGCAUAAUCACUGAGUUUUGAGAGCUCUUUGUAAUUUUUCAGGCUGCUUUGAUCUUGAGUAAUUUUGUAUCUACAAAUUCUGUCACCUCACUGUUUUCCAGCUCAUUUGAGUAUAUUGAAUACCCCAGAUCCCAGUAGUCAGGGGUGGGUAUGUCACUACUCUCCAUUAUGAAAACUGACCAUUUAUUCCUAAAUUUGGUUGCUGUCUUUUACUGAUCCACGAGCACACCCCUCUUAUCCCAUGAUUGCUUACUUAGCUUAAGAGCUUUUGGUGAGAGACCUUCUCACAGGCUUUCUGCAUGUCCAACUACACUGCAUCCACUAGAUCAGUGGUUCUCAACCAAGGGUCUGUGUACCCCAGAGGUACACAGAGGUUUUCUAGGGGGGUACAUCAACUCAUCUAGAUACUUGCCUAGUUUUACAACAGGCUACAUAAAAAGCACUAGCUAAGUCAGUACAAACUAAAAUUUCAUACAGACAAAAUCAACAAUUUUUCAGUAAUAGUGUGCUGUGACACACAAGUAUUUUUAUGUCUGAUUCUGUAAGCAAAUAGUUUUUAAAUGAGGUGAAACUUGGGAGUACAUAAGACAAUCUGACUCAUGAAAGAGGUACAGUAGUCUGGGAAGGUUGAGAACCACAGUGCUAGAUCACCCACAUCCAUGUUUAUUACAUUCUUUGAGGUGAUUAACAGAUUGCUGAGUCAUGAUUUCUCUUUACAAAUACCACACUGACUUGUGCCAACAAAUCAUGUUCAUCUAUGUGUCUGAUAAUUUCAGUACCAGGCAAAUAGACCUCUGCAGAGGUUAAAGGCCACUUCUUCACAGCAACCCUUAAGAGCUUUUAAGUUAAGGUUUAUACAAUUCCUACAAUUGAACUGGAAAAAUGCCCAGCUUCUGCCUUGUUCUUUAGAGAACUGGACCUGUAGCAGUUGGACUACCUGUUUGGAAGUUUAUCAGAAUCUGAAAGAUGUUACUGAAAAAACAUGUUUUUAUUGUGCAUUUUUCUUAUCAAUUUUUCCUUAGUAUAGAUCACAAUGACUUAGAAAAGCUACAUCCCCUUUAAUGGCAACCUCAAACUUAGAAAUCAGGCAUUCAGCAAACUUUACAUAAUUUCAGUGACAUCCUCCAGAACACUGAGUUUGCAUCGUGCAAUUGAAUUCACCUUUUAUAAGAAUAUAGUUCUCAAUGAGUUUCUUGUUCUACUCAGGAUAAUGGCCUAACUGAUGUGUUUUAACUUGUACUUUAGCAGGUUAAGCUGGUUAACCUGCCUUUUCUUGACUAGUAUUUUAGAAAAUAUUAGAUCGGGGUGGCCAACUUUACAGAUUGGAGCAUAAUCUCUACAGUUUCAACUACAGUGACCAAUACCUACAGAUCACAUAUCAAUGACAUUUUCAACUUGAACAAAAUCUCCAAUUUCUAAGGACAGAGAAAGUCCCUUUGACAAUGCUAAGAUAGAUAAUUAAAGUUUAAAUGUCUCUAAUUAUCACUUCUGUGUGUGCAACUGCUUAUAGCACUCAAAUGUGUGAGAUUCUUUCCUGCCUUUUGAAACAAUGUUUACUAUAGAAGACUUAUCUGUAUGCACAAGGGCAAAUAUCAAUAUGAAGAGACACUGCUUUAGUAAGAUUUGAGCCACAGAAUCAAAAUGCAGUGUACACAUCACAUGCAACCAGAAUUCCAUUUUUUACCAUUUCACCAAAAAAAAAAAAAAAUCAUUUUUGUGACUUCUCCAUUUUCAAGAUGAGAUGGAACAUGCUUUAAAAGGUAUGAAGUCAGCUGAAACUGCUGAAAGGAAAAGGCAUCGUAUUAACUUCUCUCAAGCCACAGGUUUUAAUAAAAACAUUUAUCAUUCCUUCAUAAAUCGGUGUUCAAGUCCAGGAUGCAUACAACCAACAUGAAGGAAAAGUCUGAUAUGGCCACAGCCACCAUAUUACCUUCUUGUCACUUCAUUUUGAAGAGUGUAAUGCAGCAAAAUGUUUCCUUUAAACACAUUUCUUUCAAAAAGCACCCUCAUUAUUUAAUCCGUUAAGCUACCCUUUAAUACAAUAAAAGUAUCACAAAAAAGCUGAGGACGAGGGGAAUGAAAUGAACACGUUUACAAUUGCUUUAAUAUACAAAUUACAUGCAGUUGCUAAUUAUAACCACUCUCUAAUGACGUAUUUUUAACUGCUAGUAGGAUGCAAGUCUGAAGUCAGUAUGGUGCCUUAUACUAGAACAAACAUCUGCACCAACAUCUCUAUUUGACACUGCUCUAAAAUUUAAAGAAAUUCUAGGAUUUAACUUGACCAAAACAGGAUGAGAGAAAGACAGGUCCCAGCCUGAGUUCCUCAUUGAUCCUAUUCCAUAUCACCCAGUUUUGGUAAAAUAAAACCUAGAUUUGUGUUCUAAUCUCCAUUUUUUUUUUUUUAUUAUGAAGGGCUGGCAUUAAGACUUGGUGCAUUAAGAGGAAAAUUCAAAGACUUUCCAAAAAUAUUGGAUAUGAACCUUAUUAGAGGGAGAAUUGCAGCAGUAUCUUUGUUCUGUGAUUCUGUGUUUGACUGCUAAGAAAAAUACACUGCAGCAAAAAUCACGCCACUUGUGAUGAUAAUGUGCAUCUGUUCAAUAAAGGACCAGGAGUUUGAUGAAGGUGAUCAGCUCAAUUUUAAAACAUGAGACUAAUUGGAGGAAUCAAAAGCAAACACCAACUGAAUAAACUAAACAAAAUCCAUAGAAGCCAAAUUAAUGGACUAAGCUUGAAGACAUGAAUAGAUUUAUUACGAAAAAAGUGUAUUUAAUACUAAAUGUUUAAUGACAGACAAUCAAAUUUGCAACAGAAAUUCAAAGAUACUUUAUUUCCAUUUCUGGUAUAUCAAGCAGCUAGAUAUAUCCUAGUUGUAAAAAUGGGAUUCAAUUUAGUUUAAUUCACACAAAUACUAAACAUUUAUUCUUGUGUUUCGAAGUCCAAGAAUGAAAUCUUGCAAAUAAACACUGAGCAAGCCAUGGGUUCAUGUUAUGUUUGUUUCUUAUCUUAAAAAGUC